AUGGUUACACAAUUGCCCUCCCCGGCGGGGAAACAAGUCACCCUUGCGUUCAUAGGAUGCGGAAACAUGGGCUCCGCGAUCCUAAGUGGCCUCCUGGACGCAACCCGCACCAGCGACGGCAAAAUCAACCAUUUCAUGGUGAGCACCAAAACCGCCUCAUCCGCGGAGCGUCUCCGAACUCAAUACUCGUCCGACUUAUCUCGGAUCGAGAUCGCGCACGAAUCCAACCUCUCCGCUAUGCGCAAAGCAGACAUCAUCCUUCUCGCCUGCAAACCCUUUCUAGCGAAGGGGAUUCUCUCCGCGCCGGGCGUCGGCGAAGCCCUUUCAGGGAAACUAGUCAUUAGUAUCAUGGCUGGGAUGACACCAAAGGAUAUCCUUUCUUGUCUGAGUGAUGUCGACCCAGGGAGUGUGAAGAUCGUGCGGGCGAUGCCGAAUGUCGCGGCGAGGUUGAGGAAGAGUAUGACUAUUGUGGAGGUGGCGGAGGGAUCCGGGCUAGGGGAGGAGGAUCUGGAGAUUGUGACGUGGGUGUUUGAGGCUAUUGGGAAGGUCAAGUUCCUUGCCCCGGAGUUGUUUGAUGUGGGGACGAUGUUGGUGGGUGCGUCGAUGGGGGUGAUGACGGUGCCGGUGGAGGGGGUGUUGGAUGGGUGUGUGGUUGAGGGAUUGAGGAGGGGAGAGGCGUUGGAGAUGAUGGCGCAGACAUUGGAGGGGAUGGCGGCGUUGUUGAGGGAGGGGGAGCAUCCGGCGAUUCUGAGGGAGAGUAUUUCGUCCCCGAGGGGAUGUACGAUCCAGGGAGUGAUGACCGUGGAGAGGGCGGGAGUGAGGGCGACGUUUGCGGAUGCGAUGAUUGAUGGAACGAGGCAUCUGGGGGGUAAGAAGUAG
This is a messenger RNA of Aspergillus sclerotioniger CBS 115572, 879 nucleotides long. Its product is annotated as pyrroline-5-carboxylate reductase. Gene Ontology annotation, molecular function: pyrroline-5-carboxylate reductase activity. The transcript is spliced from 2 exons. Lineage: Eukaryota; Fungi; Ascomycota; Eurotiomycetes; Eurotiales; Aspergillaceae. The coding region runs from base 1 to 879 and encodes 292 amino acids. The record is from RefSeq and is a predicted model, not a curated record. Gene Ontology annotation, biological process: L-proline biosynthetic process.